AUGUUAAAUAAAGUUCCAUCUUAAAUAUCAUUUGGUGCUAUUUCUUAGAAUUCCUAAAAAUUUGAUGAUAAACUUUAAAUAAAGAAUAGUGACUUUAAAAUAGCUGGUUUUAAAAUAUAUAUACAAGAUGAGAAAAUUUGUGGAAUAGGAAUAGUUUACUUAAAUAAGGAAAAUGGAAGAAAAAUUAUCUUCACAGACACAAAUUAAAUCCAAAAAAACUUACCUACAUUGUAUGAAUUCAAUAUCGCUUCUGGUAAAAAUAUUUAUUAUAUAUUAGAUGAUUAUAUAUAAGUCAUUUUUGGCCAUUAUGAUCAGAAAAUAAAUUAACUUGGCAUUAUUACAUACUCUGGAUAAUAAGUCAUUUUUGGUUUAGACUAAGGAUGUUAAUUUAAUUACAUGUUUAUGGGUUAUACGUUUUCGGCAUGUAGUGGUACUUUUAAAACAGGAUAAAUUGAAUCACUUAAUUUUUAUAUUCAUAAACUUCCUAAGAGUUAUAUAAGUCAAAAUGUAAUCUAUUUAAUUUAUUAUAUUAGCUCAGCCCAUUAUUAGAUAUUCUUUAUCCAAAUUUGAUUGAAUAGAAUAAUCAUUUACAAAAUACAGAAUAAUUGAAUUUUAAUUCAUUUAACUUUUCAGAAUUAACAAUUGACAAGGCAUCAAAAAAAUUAGAAUAUUAAUCAAAUGAUCAAGUAAUAUUAAAGAAUGAAGACAAAAUAAAAAAAGUUGAAUAUUAAGGAUUUGACUUUUAGUAAGUAGAUUUUUAAGAAAUACAAAAUUAACAAAGUUAAGAGAGUCAACAAAGUAAUGAUAAUUUUUACUAGGUUCAAAAAACAACUAAAAAUACAUCAUCAACUCGUCAAAAUUUAAGAGCCAUUAAUACGGGAGUUACUAUCACAAAAGGAAUUAUGAAACUAAUUUUGCAUCAUUGA
Molecule: messenger RNA, 926 nt
Organism: Paramecium sonneborni
Lineage: Eukaryota; Ciliophora; Oligohymenophorea; Peniculida; Parameciidae
Source: the annotation of a GenBank genome assembly